Chelonia mydas (Green sea turtle) is the source of this 4762-nucleotide messenger RNA. Its product is annotated as interleukin-17D. Gene Ontology annotation, biological process: inflammatory response. The record is from RefSeq and is a predicted model, not a curated record. The transcript is spliced from 3 exons. Gene Ontology annotation, cellular component: extracellular region. NCBI's taxonomy places the organism in Eukaryota, Metazoa, Chordata, Testudines, Cheloniidae. Gene Ontology annotation, molecular function: cytokine activity. The coding region runs from base 214 to 696 and encodes 160 amino acids.
GUUUGAGGGCAGGGUUCCUGAGGGGAAGGGCGCAGAGAGAUUUUCUUCCCAGCCUCGUCGCCUUCUGAACCUCCCAUUCCAGGCCGGCCCAGCGGCGUCACCUUCAAACAGGCCUGGUGCUCCUGGUCUAUUGUUUACCAGCCUCUUUUCUCUCAGAGGGACAGAAGAAACCUUCCCCACUCCUGUGUGAAAUCGACUAAGGUGGAAACAGCCAUGCAUCUAAAGGUGGAAGUGGCUGCCCAAAUUCUGCUGGGCUUUGCCUUUUGUCAGACGUUCGGUGCCCACAUUCCCUGCCGGGAGCCCUCCGAUGCAGAGCUGGAAUCCAUGCUCAGCCGCCUUCUUGCUCCUGGAGUUAGCUUAUUGGCUCAAAGGGAGGAUGUUUUACCUGACCAGGACCUGAAGUCGUGCCCUGUGAAUGUCAGCCAGACCUUGUCCCGCCUCCAGGACAGGAGCGCCUCCCCGUGGUCAUACAGGGUCAACGAAGACCCCCGCCGGUACCCCCGGAGGGUGCUGGAAGCCUACUGCCUGUGUGAGGGCUGCCUGGUAGACAGGCAGGAGGACAGGUCUGUGCAGAGUGAGCCCUUUUACCAGGAGGUGCCCGUUCUGCAGAAAUCCGGCCAGUGUGAGGCAGGCCAGUACGUUUACCAGCCCAGCCGCCUGCAAGUCGCUCAGUUUUGCAUUUGCACGUUCCCUUGAGACAGGCAAAAUGCUUUCACCUGUGGCCACCACCCUGCAGCCUGCGUCAGUGCCCCUGCCAACACAACACUGCCACAGUCAUUCGGCGGGGGAGCGGAAUGAAUGCUGGAGCCUCGUGAACCAGUGCUGGCUAGGGUACUGUCCCUGGAGAAAGACAACAGCGAUCUCAGGGAGACCCACGUAACGGCCAGCACACUCACCAUGCCCUCUGCUACUGUCAUUCAUCAAUGGCACACUCGACAGAGGACUUUCCAAUGGCCAGUCCCAUUGCUAACCUGGUUUCCUCCUUGGGGGGAUCUAGGCCACAGCCAGGUGGGACUGGCUGUUUUUCAGCUUUGCCGAGUGCUGCUAAGGCAGAGGGGACCUGCAGCCCAUGGAGUUCCCCAGGGCAGCUUGCCGCUAACCCCAUUUAUAAUACAGGCUGAGAGAGCUCCAGCCCACAAGGUGACAGGUCCACGUCAGGAUGCUCCAUCUUGAUCCAGGGAGCGGAUUCUCGCUCAAGAAGGGGCUUCACGUGCUGUGACCUGUCGUCUCUGUGAGCUGCACCUCCACGUUAAACAGAAGAGAACUGCAGUCUGCUUUCCUGGAAGGGCACAGCCCUCGAGCUCUGGGCAGGCUGCCCAUGUGGUCCUUGGCCAGGCAAUGGUUGAGUGCCCCGUUCAUGGUCACACACAGCUUCAGAGAACACAAAGAGCAACUUGCCCCUCAUUCGCUUCUCCAGGGUCCUGCAGAGAGGGGAGCUCCUUUGCUGGGAUGGACGCGACCAGCGGAUUCCACUCAGGAUGAUCCUACGGGAAGUGCUUGGUCUGCGGCGCUGCUGUCGCCAGAAAUGUCUUUGCAGCCUGAGGAGCCAGAGCAGAAGUGGAGCCAGUGGGCUGAGGCGCAUUAGAAGGUUAGCAACUGCCCAGGCCUUGGGAAUGCUCAAUUCCUAGUCAGGUGCAAGCAGACUAUGCAGUCCUGCUGCUCUGUCUUUGGAGGCCUCCAGAAGGCAGGAGGGGGAGGCGGCUUCCUCCCACAGCAGGGGUCCGCUGCACUGGGCUGCAAGGCAACAUUGCACAGGGAGACAGUAUGGCUAAUCCUCUCCACUAAUAAAUGUUACUCACCUUGCCACGGUGCCUAGCUGUUGGUGGACACAACAGCUUCCGACUGAGUUUGUACCAGGCUGGCUGUACCUAUGCUGUGUGUCUGCACCCACCCGCUCAGUGUUUAGCUAAUGCUUCCGCAGCUCACCCUUGCCCCAGGCUGAGGCUGGCAGCGGGUUGGAGUCUGGGUACAGGCUACACCACUCUUCCUUUGCCGUGUGCCCAGGGCCUGGCAUGACUAGUGCCACUCACUCCCCGCUUCCUGUCCUGCAGGACAUCCCAGAAUGCACUGCCCCGCAUGCUGCCAGCACCGCUCUCGGUGCGUGUCUCCUGCUGCGGCAGUCUGGGGUAGCUGCCCAGACUCUUCCCACAAUGCCCUGGGGCAAACGGAUUCUGGCAUCGGGCUGGGUGGGAACUCAGAAAAACAGCUUGGGACUGAAGUGGCUGCAUGUGCACAACUCAGCCAUGUUUGUUGUCCCCAAGACGGAUGAGAACUGGUUAAAAACCCUGGUACUUGUGGGGUGGACGGGGCCUUAACUGCUGGUAACAGGCAGGUUGUCCCAGCAGAGAUGCAGUUGGUAAUGUGUUGGGAGAGGGGAGCCAUUUAGGAGCAGUGUGGAGCCCUUCCUGGUUCCCCAGCCAAGCCCUCGUGGAGGUUCACAAGCCACCUGGCCAAAGUUUCCUCAUUUUUCAUGUUCCCAGUGCCCCGGCACUUCCAGGCUCCCGCCCGGGCAGCAGCAGCAGAAGAGGGGAAUUACCAGGAGAAUCCCAGCCUGGUUUUCAGGCUUGGGAGGGGGUUAGACCACCAUCCAGGUGCAUAUCCACCUGGUGUGUAUCCAGUGAUGUGGGGUCCAGCCAUCACUAAGAACAGGCCGUAUCCUAUUGCAGACCCAAGAAAACGUGUGGGCUGUAAUUGCACAGCAGCUACAAAGCUCGAGACACUGAAUCCCCCAGUACGAAGCCUGACCUGCUUUUCAUGAGCUCGCUUUCAACUCAUCAGUCCUUAUUGCCUCACCUCAGAUGCAAUUUAGUGCCAUUGUCCUUUUCACCGGGAGGCUGUGGAUGGGGAUAACCUGGAGAUGGGAGACUCUCCAUCACCGGAAUGUGAUUCCUCUAGGUUUGGAUGGAAAGAGCCAUUCGCGGGAGGUAGUGGUAUUGUACCAAACUACUGCAGCGCUUUCCUGUGCCAUGGGAAGGCAUUUUGUGCAUGCUGUUAAAGGCUGAUCAGCGCUGUUGGGGGAGCUCACAGGCCCCUAAAGGCUGCCCUCUACAGAGAGAAGGCUGCUGUCAUGCAAUACACUCACCGCCUCUUCCUGGUUGCUCCAGGGAUUAGCACUUUCCAGGUUCGAUGCCCCCUUCUGCCACUGGUUGCAUUCCCUGCUGCCUCCCUCUCACUCUCUGAGACUCCGGGUGCUCUCCCUUCGUGGCUUGGCCCUCCAGCCAAGUCAGUAGGUGUUUUCCCCCUUCCAGGGUACCGGUCUUUCCGUACAAACUGUCUUCAGCAAUCUUCCCAUUUACUGCCCAGAUGGUGCCACGUCCCCAGUGACGAGUAGGGGAAUCCAGGCCCUCCCUCUACUCCAGGUUCCAGUUCUGGGACCCUCUACUCUGCAGCCAAGGUCUGCACCAUCUUCCUGAGCCUUUUCCUACACCCUCUGCCCUAGGAUUCCUUCCUUCCCUCUCUGAUAUCCAGAGAGCAGCAACAGGUGCCUCACUGCAGCCCCCUUCUGCUACCAGCUUCCUGGCUUUAUCCUGCCCCACCUGUUCUUUCUCAGCGGGGCACUGUCAUCAUUCAGGGGAUUAAGUGGGCCACCCAAUUCCCCUCAGCUGGGGCCUUGCUGGUGAACUGUCUCCUUCUCAGCUUCAUUAACCCCUUCCAGGCUGGUGUGGGGUACACACCCCAGCGGAGUAGCACACUCGCUUCCCCAGGGAUGAUAAAGCGGCAAGCCGGCAUGGUAGCAGAGCAGUCCCUUGACAAAUGCACGGCUUGGUUCACAGACACGGCCACCUCUUUGUACCAAGAGCUUCAUCUCCAAAUUGAAAAGACAGUGAGAUUCCCCCGCCCGUUAUAACAUGAAGUAUGCGUGACAGGUCUGUGCAGAGUGAGGACCACAGAAGCCCUUUCCUAAGGGGGCGUGCACAUUGGUUCAAUCACCGCAGAGCAUUCUGCUUUCUGUCCUGUGUAGCUUGGAUGAGGGGAACCAGCUUGGCAGCUUCUGCACAUCUUCCUUCCACCCGUUUCACUGCUGCUCCUCACACCCUGCCGCGGUGCCAGCAGCUACGUAGCCAUCGGUUAGUGGGAGACUCCCACCUCGGCUCCAUUUUGUUGUGCCAACCGGCCAACCAUGGGGUUUGAAUUAUGAGCCCCUAAGCCUCAGGGUGUUUUGUGCUGAUGCUCAGAAGAAACCCUUCCACCAGCUUCACCAGGGUGAGACUCACAGGCUGUGGUGCUGACCCCGCCCUAGGUGCAGCCCAGUUCCCUCUGGCAGCGCGAGUUCCCUGUGCCCGCUGAGUACUGGGGCACACAAGUGAGGGAAGUGCAAAUGCACAGGGCUAACAUUGAAGAAUCCAGCCCCAAGUGCCUUUCCCCAGGCCAGAGCCAGCAUUAGAACCCAGAACUUCCUGCGGGCUUGUCCCAGGGCACUAGGCCACAUCUCCCUCCGAGGGGUGACCUCUCCCUGUGUUAUACGACACAACGCAGGAUUGCAAAGGCAUGCUGGGCCGUGACUCGCUGGGGUUCUGUUGUGAGUCAACGCAGCUGAGAGGCCAGCGUCCUGAGUUACUGCACAUCACAAAGGAGCAGGUGUGUGGGUGAGUGAAUCCAGACAAUUCAGCUCACUCCACGGGUGCUGUUAGGUCACAGUCAUUCCUCCCCUUGGGGCCAGGUGCAGGCCAGUUCCCUAUGGAUAUUCUCCAGUACUUUCUCCCUUUGGAGAGCAUUCCACAGCCUGACGGAUCCCAGCACAGCUAUUAAAGCCAUUCAGCCC